AUGGAGGCAUCGGAAGACUGGCGUUUGCUGCAGAUCCUUUGCUUGCUUUUGUCUACUGUUGUGCCUAUUUUAGGGCAGCAGGAUACGAUUUUGUGGCUCCCUACUGUGGAAGAGGGUUUCUCGGUCAGAAGUUGUUACGGUUAUCUCGUUGAAGAUGCAUCCCAGUCGGUUUUUGAGAGGGAUUGCGAGAAGGCUAUUGGUUUGAUAUUGAAAUCCCCGGUUCCAUUUAGAAUAAAACCUUUUUUAUGGAGAUGCCUUAUUAACAAGUUACCGAUGAAAAAAUUGCUUUUUAUCAGAGGUCUCUUCACUUCUCAAUAUGAGCUUCUCUGUGUUAAUUGUAAUAAUUGCGAGGAAUCUCUUGAACAUGUUAUGUUAUUUUGUUUCUUUGCAAAGGAGAUUUGGAGGGCAAUUUCCGGCUGGAUAGGGGUGGUUUUGGAUGUUGGGGAUAAUCUUUGGAAUAGUUAUCUUAAUGCUUCGGCUUGUUUCAAAUCUCUGAAAGUUAAGAAGGGGUUCGAAGGGGUCGUUUGGGCCACGGUUUGCUGGAGCAUUUGGGUAAACACAAAUGCGGUGAUCUUUAGGAAUGAGCGGUGGAACAUUUUUGACUCUAUUUGGAAUAUUAAGUUGUUAAUUUGGAAGUGGUCCUUUUUUGGGGAAAUUGCUUAUGCCAAAUGUAAUUUUUAUGAGUUUUGUAAGGAUCUCAUACAUUUCUUAAGCUAA
Molecule: messenger RNA, 717 nt
Organism: Vicia villosa (hairy vetch)
Lineage: Eukaryota; Viridiplantae; Streptophyta; Magnoliopsida; Fabales; Fabaceae
Exons: 1
Coding region: 1-717 (238 amino acids)
Source: RefSeq, a predicted model, not a curated record